AUGCCUCCGCGGGGGGCGGCGGGCGGCUGCCGCCGGCGGCGCCUGGCGCCCCUCAACGAGGACAACGGGCGGUUCCUGCUGCUGGCCGCCCUCAUCGCGGCGUACCUGAGCGCCGGCGCCACCGUCUUCUCGGCCCUCGAGAGCCCGUCGGAGGCGGCGGCGCAGCUGCGCUGGAACCGGACCCUGCACAACUUCAGCCGCAUCUUCAACAUCAGCCUGCCGGAGCUGCGCGCCUUCCUGCGGAGCUACGAGGCCGCCAUGGCCGCGGGCAUCCGCGUCGACGCCCUGCGGCCCCGCUGGGACUUCCCCGGCGCCUUCUACUUCGUGGGCACCGUCGUCUCCACCAUAGGUUUUGGAAUGACCACACCAGCAACAGUGGCUGGAAAAGUAUUCCUCAUCGUUUAUGGGCUUUUUGGGUGUGCCGGGACUAUCCUUUUCUUCAACCUCUUCUUGGAGCGCAUUAUCUCUCUCCUGGCAUUCAUAAUGAAGGCUUGCCAUGAGAGACAGCUGCGAAGAAGUGGUCUCCUACCUCCCAACUUCCGAAGGGGGUCAGCUAUGGCUGGGGUGGGCAGCCUCAUCGGGUGGAAGCCAUCAGUUUACCAUGUGAUGCUGAUUCUGGGAAUUUUCGCUAUCACCCUUUCUUGCUGCGCGUCUGCGAUGUACACGUUGGUGGAAGGAUGGAACUACAUUGACUCCUUGUACUAUUGUUUUGUCACCUUUAGCACCAUUGGCUUUGGAGAUUUGGUAAGCAGCCAAAAUGCUGUGUACCAAAAUCAGGGAUUAUACAGAUUUGGAAACUUCAUCUUUAUAUUAAUGGGAGUAUGUUGCAUAUACUCUCUUUUUAAUGUCAUCUCAAUUAUGAUCAAGCAACUCUUGAACUGGGUGUUGAAAAAAUUUGAAUGCAGAUGUUGCCCAAAGUGCCAUAAAUCAAGUGCCCGCCUUGGACGUCGCAACGCCAUCACACCAGGAGCACGCCUGCGUCGGCAUAAAAUCUCAAUGGACGCUGAUGGACAGUACGACAGUGACACUGAAGGCAGGAGGCUCUCCGGUGAGAUGAUCUCCAUGCGGGAGCUCAUGGCAUCAAACAAAGUCUCCCUGGCCAUUUUGCAAAAGCAGCUGUCUGAGACGGCCAAUGGCUACCCAAGAAACGUUUGUAUCAAUACAAGACAAAAUGGUUUCUCUGCAGGGGUGGGUGCUCUAGCCAUCAUGAACAACCGCUUGGCAGAAACAAGUGAUCGUAGGUAGAGUUUUUGAAAUGCCUUUUUGUUUCCUUAAUAAAAAUGAUGACUUCAGGAGGAAUUAUCACUGUAAACUACUGGAAAGUUUUAAAUUCAGAAACAGACAGUAUUCACUGGGCGUCCAGCAAUUUGGUUUCUCAAGUUUUUAUGUAUUCUCUAAUAUGCAGUAACAUAUUUACCGUAAUGUUACGAUUUUCCCCAGAGAGGUUGUGGGAGGGACUUGGGUGUCUUUGAUGAAGAAUCUGAUGCAAUUUCAGAAGAAGGGUGUGCAUUGUUAUGAUGCUGCCAAAACCAACAUCUUCCUCAGAAAAUAACCUCAACCCAAACUCUGGGUUAAAAUGCAUUCUGGGCACAUUCAGUUCCAGAUUCAAACUUGGGGGAUAAGGGUUGGCUAAACCAGUAUCUCACUUUGUUGAAGUCUGGAUCUGACCCUGAACUUUGUACUUGAUGUUCUUCACCAGUUCCUCAUACCAGGCCUGUAUAUAACAUACAUGUAGGUGACUGCAGUUAUACCAGCUUUAGGGUGAUUGUGCUUCACUUCAAUAAUCCUAUUGACCUCAACGGCAGAGGAUCAUAUUGACUGAAUUCCCCUAACUGUCAAUGAUUUUUUUUCAGCUAGUCUUGUUUGAACCACUAUGUGCUACCUAACUAUUAAAAGUCAGGGGAUUAUCAGUCAGAAUAAGCAUGUUGAAAAUGUGCAAAACUAUUCCUACCUACUGAAUAAGCGAAAACAUACCAGAGAAGACAGUAUUCAUCUCUGGUGUCAAAUGUUUGCAUUACCACUGAAAUAUAAGUUAAACUGUUUACUAAUUACAUUACUUUUACAUGAAAUAGUCUGCUAAAGUGAAUGUAGGCUCUCUUUGUUGUCAUAAAUUUGUAUCUUUUACUUCUACAAUACUAUUGCAGGGGAUCAUGCAAAUAAUUUCUUCAUGGGCCCCAGCACUGUACUUGUUUUCCACAAACCUGACUGUGAAAGUUAUACAAAAGAGCUUUGCUUUGGAGAUCCCCCAGAAGCUGACUUCUCCCAAAAUGUUGAUAUUAAAUCAUAAAUUGGCCUAAGACUGUUGCUACUGUUUUAACUCAUAUUUAAUCUGUACUAGCCCAAACUGCUAAAGAAGCAUUUUUAAGCAAACCUGGUCUAAGUGUGUAGUUUACCAUGACAGAGGGGGCAGAGGAAUAUCUGCAGAUUUCUAUCAUAACUAUUUCCAAAGCUCUGGAUCAUUUCUCUGUUCUGUGCCACAUCUUUAAGGAUGUAAAGAUAAUACGAAGGCUUCUGUAUAUUUCAGCAAGAAAUACAACUUAAGGUUGAAGCCUUAGGCAAGGUGAUG
This is a messenger RNA of Cygnus atratus (black swan), 2566 nucleotides long. It is a transcript of the gene KCNK12, whose product is annotated as potassium two pore domain channel subfamily K member 12. Gene Ontology annotation, biological process: stabilization of membrane potential; potassium ion transmembrane transport. The coding region runs from base 1 to 1245 and encodes 414 amino acids. The transcript has 2 exons. The record is from RefSeq and is a predicted model, not a curated record. Gene Ontology annotation, molecular function: potassium ion leak channel activity. Lineage: Eukaryota; Metazoa; Chordata; Aves; Anseriformes; Anatidae. Gene Ontology annotation, cellular component: membrane.